GCGUCUCCGCCGGCAUCUGCGCGGCCGCCUCUGCCCGGAGCCCGGGGACCGAGCGCCGGACCCGCCGCCUGGCGCACGGACGCGAGGUUCCUGCUUUGUGCUUCUUGCCGAUUCGGCGAGUCUGCCCGGCGGUUGCGGUUGCGGCCACCGCGUCCCGGCGGCCUCGGAGGGCCGCGACUGGAGGUGCCGGAGCCGCUCGGUCCGCGCGGCUGAGCCCCGCGUGCCCCGCUGCUCCCCGGGCUGCUCCGAGCAGCGGUGCUCCGGGGCUCCAAACUCGGGCUGGCGGGGAAAGUGUCUUCAUGAACCCAGAGGAUGUCCGGGAAGCACUACAAGGGUCCUGAAGUCAGUUGUUGCAUCAAAUACUUCAUUUUUGGCUUCAAUGUCAUAUUUUGGUUUUUGGGAAUAACGUUUCUUGGAAUUGGACUGUGGGCAUGGAAUGAAAAAGGUGUCCUCUCCAACAUCUCAUCCAUCACUGACCUCGGUGGCUUUGACCCCGUCUGGCUCUUCCUCGUGGUGGGAGGCGUGAUGUUCAUUCUGGGGUUUGCAGGGUGCAUCGGAGCGCUUCGGGAAAACACCUUUCUCCUCAAAUUCUUUUCUGUGUUCCUGGGGAUUAUUUUCUUCCUGGAGCUCACUGCUGGGGUGCUGGCGUUUGUUUUCAAAGACUGGAUCAAAGACCAGCUGUAUUUCUUUAUUAACAACAACAUCAGGGCUUACCGAGACGACAUUGACUUGCAGAACCUCAUAGACUUCACCCAGGAGUAUUGGCAGUGCUGUGGGGCUUUUGGAGCUGAUGAUUGGAACCUAAAUAUUUACUUCAAUUGCACAGAUUCCAAUGCAAGCCGAGAGCGAUGCGGUGUGCCCUUCUCCUGCUGCACUAAAGACCCCGCGGAAGAUGUCAUCAACACUCAGUGUGGCUAUGAUGCCAGGCAAAAACCAGAAGUUGACCAACAGAUUGUAAUCUACACGAAAGGCUGCGUGCCGCAGUUUGAGAAGUGGCUACAGGAUAAUUUAACCAUCGUGGCUGGUAUUUUCAUCGGCAUCGCAUUGCUGCAGAUUUUUGGGAUAUGCCUGGCACAGAAUUUAGUGAGUGACAUUGAAGCUGUCAGGGCUAGCUGGUAAAAAACCCUGUGACCACUGCUGCAAGACACUGGACUGACCCCCUCGCUGACCCUCCUGUGCUGACCGAUGGCAGACUGCAGGGACCUGAUCGCGGGUCCACAGUCCCACCUCAUGGAGCUGCCAAGAACUUACUUCCUGUCGGGGGUAAAGCUGGGGAAUGCCGUUCAAAGACGGGCCUUUUCAAAAGAAAACCAGAACAGCGGGAAAGCCGCUGAGGGGCUGUGCCGUGAACCUCUACUGUAGCCGUGAACUGAUAGAUGGAUGGAUGCUACCCGGAAGGGAAAGGGGGGAGGUCGGGCACUGCAUGUACUUGAAUUUGUGGAGAAUACAGUGCUGUCCACAUCUUGGCUAAAACUUAAGCCCUUACCCCCCAGGGCUAAGUGUUUUGAAAUCUCUCCAUUCACGUUCUCAGAACCUGUUGCGACUGUCCUCUGUGAUGGGAUUUUUGAGAUGGGUGGAACAGGUCCCGUCCAGGGUGCACCUUAAGAAAGCCUGGUGUUUGGAGUAGCCAGUUAGGGUAGCAGAGAUUGCGGUUCACGUUUCCGCAGGACUGAUCUUUCCUCUGAGCGGCCAGCCUGAGCUUUAUCCGUGACCUCCAAGGAGAAAACGAGGUUACUGAGAGGCACUAAUUGAGCGCUCCUGUCCCCCACCUUAACCAACUAGUGUUCGGGUUCUUCGGAUAUUCCGGAAUACUCUGGGCUCGUUUUUUGUGUUUUGUUUCUUUUUUUCUUUUCUUUCUUUUUUUUUUAAUUGGUUAUUAUUUUGGUUCUUUCUGUCUCCCAAGGCAAAGACUAUGAUACAGUCCUGUGUAAUGUUUUCCUAUUCAGCUUCAAGAGUAAGUUUUUGUAUAAUCCUCACCUGCAUGUGCUGUGACCCCGAACCCAUCAUGUCCUUUUCCAGGAGACACCCGAGAGCACUCGUCAGCGUUUAUGUCAGAGGUCCCCAGCCUUGGGUGGUUGUGGCAUGUUGUCCAAGCCAUGCGUUCUAUGCCUCAUGGGCUCCCCGUCUCUCCCAGCUUCCAGCCCAGCUUUUGUACACUCCCCGUCUUCCUCACUAAGGCUCCGUUCCAAAGCAGGGCUGACACAGUCAAAACGCCUCUGACGAGGGUCUUCUUGCAAUUUUAGUUUUGCCAUAUAUUUAAGAAAACAGAAACAAAAUCAAACCUAGUCUAGUGCAUGGCCAGAUCUCUGUCCCCAUGAGGUGACCUCAGGGUAGUAACAAAGCACAAAUACUUGAGGGGCCGCACUGAGGCCCAGCCAGGGUUCUGUGACGCUGGGCAGAAAACCACCUUCAGGUCCUGCUUCUGCCUCGUGCCCGCUGGGAGGGUGGAUUUGGGCUUCAAGAUUUUUACCCAGCUUGUGGUAUUCCCUGGGUGUUGCUGUCGUGGGGAGCAGGUUUGAGAUGGUGGGUUGCCGGGAAGGCUAUACCGCCGGUGAGAGCAGCUCCACUUUCGCCAGCCACCUUUCUGAGUUAGCAGGUUAGCGGGGUUUUCCACUCCCGUGGCACUGCAUCGCCGUGGCUGGCGGACAGUCUGCUCCACGGGAGGACGGGCACCCCUUUCCGGUCCCAUCUCCGCAGUUUGGGUGUGUGUGGCCCUGCAUGUGUGUAUCUGUGUCCGUUGUAGGUAGAGAUAGCCAUUCCAUACGUGGACGUGAGGUUACAUGACUCCGCCCCUGCCCAUGCCGUCAUUUGUGAUGUCUUUUCUUGGAUCGGCACUUCUGUCUCCUUUAUUACCUCAUUCUCCAGUGAACUGCAUCUGGCCAGUUGAUUCCGAAUCAGGCAAGAUUUCCCCCACCCUGUGGCAUACCCAGUGAAAGCCAAGUCACAAGCCCAAGUGAGUUUUAAAUUUUAAUCGCCUUUAUUUUUUACACUCGAGAGUGAUUGUAAUAAAAGCUGUCAUUAAUAAAUUUGGUUCUACCUGACAUGGGGAUCAUGUUGUUUCUUUCUGAAUACUUCCCAGCUGCUACCGUGACGCAUUCUGGAAUGACUGGUUAAAACACAAAAGGCUUGUGCCAGGGCUGUAGCUCAUUCCUCAUGUGCCUGAAACUUUGGGGUCAAGCCCAUGUCCCAAGAGCUGCCACCACCCCCAGAGUCCCUUAGAAGGUAGGUCGGAACAGGGAUGGAGGACUCCCACUGCUGAGUUCCUGUGAUGCGGAUGAAAUCACAGGUUGAUUUUGAGAAACACCCAUCAGUCCUGAGUGGGAGGGGAAAGUUGUGGUUGUGGAGGCUGAGUCUGUCUGGGUUGCUAAACGUAGACAGACAAAGCACCCUGUAAGUAGGUGUUCUCUGUCCUGGAGUUGUCUCCUGCUUGUUACAGACGCCUUGGGGACCUUGUAAAACGCAGAUCUCAAACCUUGACCCUGUCAUUCUGGGCUGUGUAUUCAAUACACCGUGGGCCUAGGUAAAAGUUACAGUUUUUAAUAAGAAAGAACUUGCUGGUAGUCCCUUGAAACUAUCAUCUUACCCCGUUGGAAAACACCACCUUGUGUGUAUUUCGAUUGUGAAUUAUUACUGGAAAAUAGUCUUGUGAACAGAUGGAAACAAAACCUUCCAUUUCAUUUACUGCUCUAAGACCGGACAGAACGGUGUGUCCCCAGAUGAGAGAAACACAGUGCCUUGCCUCCCUGGAUAUAGGAAACAAAAACAUUUUGAUUUUGAAAAAUCUGUUCGUGACAGAGGAUGGACAGCUCUGUUGAUGUCCCUUACUAGCUGAUGUUAGGGGGCCCGGUCAUUCCCUCCAUGCUUUGGCAGCAGAGGACAAAGCGCUCGAAACUAGCAGAAGUGUCUUCCUCGAUCUAAGUAGACACUAGACUUUAGGGGACUAUUACCGCUUCUUUUACUUCUGUUGUUUACUGGGUCUCACAAAGAUCACCUCUGUAAUGUAAAAAAUGUACGAUUCAUGAAAAGAACAGUAAAAACUAGAAAGCAUCAGUGAGUUCUCCAACUCCCGUUUCUUUCGCCAGGGUCGAGCCCCUUGGCAUGUCUUUGGGCUCCCUUGCUGCCCCAGGUCCCAGGCUUCUCCCCUCCAGGAGACUCUUAGAAGGGACUCGGUCCAAGCUUUUGCUUCUUUGGAACAGCAUUUGAUCACUAGGGGCCGGUGUUUGUGUGGGCAGGAAUGGAAUCGUUUUGCAGUGUGUGGCUCUCCCAAGCGCCUGUUUCCGGCUCUCUUGGAGAAGAGCCCUGGGAAGUGGGUGGGAUGAACAAUGAAGGUCAGAGCCCAGUGACCUGGCAGGCCUGCGCCAGAAAGCCUUGCCAUUUACACAUUGGUGCUUGCUCCUUCCCUUGGGAAAUAUGUGCAGACCUCCAAGGAAGGACUGGGCUCCUGUCCAUAAACGCUGGCCGCUGUGGCCAGUGCCACAGGGCCGGGGACAAUGACAAUGAGGUACUGCCCACACUCAACAAGUGGAAACCAAGUGUACAGCAAGAACAAGCAGGGUUGAGUUAAAACUUUUGGUGGAAUCAUUUGACUAGGGGCCCAGGAAGUGGGGAAGAGAAACUAAACUCUAAAGCUACCAAAGCCACCUCCCCGUUUAUUUGUUUGAGAGACUUGCUAUAAAGAUAGAGUCUAUCGUACUGUGGUUUUUAGGACAUUCUUGGUUUGAGAAAUUAACUAUGGCUUUCCUCUGGAGGCUCAUCGCUCCCUUGUAAACUUGCCAGAAAGUUGUCCUGUCCCCUCCCGGUUAGCCUGAGCUAGACCUCCUGGUCUUACACCACCCACUUCGAGGAACGAGAGAUAAAGCCAUUGUCCAGAAGAGCAGGCGAAAGCCUGGUUUUACAUGGUGGGUACGGAUUCCAGAAAGAACCAGUGCCCAGCAAGACAAGCUGCCUACGUGGUUGUCACCUCCCUGAACCUGCACACUGAUUAGAACAGAAAAGUUUUAGUGGCCUGCCCUCUAGUGUCAGCCAUGGAGAACUGCAGCCGCCUGGAGUUGGCGAGGGAGGCUCCUAUGCAAGCUCCAUUCCAGGAUUAGGAAACAAGAAACGGUGUGGGGCUGAUGGCAGGUGCUUAGGGAAGAUAGGGCCAUUCCUUCAUGCUCCUGAAACCUGGGGCUCAUUCUGGGAGCCUAGGGAAGGGAGUAUUUUUGUUCCCAUCAGUACUUAGGCACUGAUCUUUCCACCUUGCUGCAGCAGGCUUGUGCAGGCCUGGUGGAAACUGGCUGUGCCUCCUGUGCAGGCAGAUGCUGCUUCUAGAAGCCAGUGCUCGCUGUCACCACGCAUUUACCUCCCACUCUGGAGGUGCUAUGUCUUCCAGACACGUGCUAUCCUGGUGGAAGGUGGCACAGGCUGCACCCUCUCUCCCAGGGCACAAACCUCCACUUAAAGGUUUUGUGGGGGCUGAGAUCCCAGGUCCUAAGCUGCACCUCAGUUCUUCAACAUAAACUAUCCAGAACAAAGAAGCAGACUUUGCUGAACUUUCCUCUAAAAACAUCACUUGAGGGCCUGGUGGAGUUGGCUUUGAUUUGAGGAUUUCUUACUUUUUGUUGUUUUGGUUUUGGUUUCUUAUUUUAACAAGAUCUUGUUAAGUAGCCCCAGUCAGCCCGGUGCUUCUGUUCUGCAUCUGUCUCCCUUCAAACUUGCAGCAAUCCCCCUGCAUCAGUCUUCCAAGAGGUGUGAUGACAAACUUUGUACCACCUGACUACAACCUUGAUUUGAGAGAACGUGGAAACCAUGCUCACGUGCUAGGAGUUUGUCACAAGCUAAAUGGUGUCUUCCAGUAUUUCGUACCCUGAUAGUCUAACAAAACCUCAGACACUGGCCUGCAGAAUGUAAAGAAUUCUCCACGAAAAAGGGCAGAUUCAGGUAGUAUGUCUCUAAUCCGAGGAACACCGAGCUUGACAGCAGCUACCAGAAACUGGGACACAUACAGUUCUAGCCUCUCGAACUCUGAGGGAACACAUGGUUGGUUGAAGCUGUCCUGUUGGUGUGUUUUUUUUCCGAUGGGAUCAGGCAGAGCUUGGUGCCUGUUGCUUUUUGCCUUGAAGGGGCCUGCUGCAAGCUAAAUGUUCUCCCUGGCAGGCCCACAUCCCCACAAGGUUCUCAUCUGUUGAUUGGAGGCAGCUGAACCCUGUAUGCGCAUGAUCUCUGGCCUAUGCUCUUGUAAAAAUCUUGCUGCUUUCUGGUUUUGUUAAGAUAUACAGUAUAUACAUGGGGCUAGCCUUAGGCUUGUGUUAAUUUAGGCUGUUAUAAACUCAUUCUUCCUGCUUCAGCCUCCCAAGCACUGUAAUUCCCGGUAUUCACCACUAUGCCCGGCUAAUCUUGCCGCCUUUCGUGUACUUUAAAUAAAGAAUGUGUUAUUAUAUUUAAGAUUA
Molecule: messenger RNA, 6428 nt
Organism: Microtus ochrogaster (prairie vole)
Lineage: Eukaryota; Metazoa; Chordata; Mammalia; Rodentia; Cricetidae
Gene: Tspan5
Product: tetraspanin 5
Cellular component (GO): plasma membrane
Source: RefSeq, a predicted model, not a curated record